CCCCCUCCCUCGCUAUCCGCGAUCCAGUUUGUGAGGUCGCACUUCAUCCUCGUCGCAACUACCUCCACAGCUUUAAGCCCUCGUCGUCACGAGCUUCACACCAGCUUCCUCUCGCUCGCUCGCUGGAUCAUCCAUUCUUUGCUCCAUCUUGCUCUUCAGUGAACACUGAUCAGUAGGCAUCCGAUCCACAUCCACCAACAAUGGCUGCCGUCGUGAACGCGCCACCAGCUGGUUGUUGCACGGUGGCGGCGCGGCCGUCGAUGAUGAUGAGGGCGAGGUCAAGAGCGGGCGGGCGGCUGGUGGCGGUGAACGCUGUGGGCGACGUGGCGGCGGAGGGCAACACGUACCUCAUCGCCGGCGCGGUGGCCGUCGCGCUCGUCGGCACGGCCUUCCCCAUCCUCUUCUCGCGCAAGGACACGUGCCCGGAGUGCGACGGCGCCGGGUUCAUCCGCAAGGCGGGCUCGACGCUGCGGGCGAACGCGGCGAGGAAGGACCAGGCCCAGAUCGUCUGCCCCAACUGCAACGGCCUCGGCAAGCUCGGCCAGAUCGACAAGUAGCUUGCUGAUCCGCCACUAUGUUACUGUGAAUGAAUGCACCUGAUCCCCAUCCUCCCUCAAUCCCUACUAGACAAUGUAUGUGAUGAAUGCCCCGCCGGAUUAUUGCUCCUUUCGUUUUUCUUCAACUCAUGUAUGUGUACCGUGUACGUGCUCAUCCAUCAGUCUUUUCUGACAGGUUCUGAACGUAUAUAUAUGUUGAAUGAGUAUUGCUUUGGUAUGUAAUGUUUUCUGUCAGGAGACGUUAGCGUGUACAAUUAUUGCUCCCGGUGUUGUAUGUGCUAUAGUACCUGUUCCUCUGUUCUAAUGAUCAAUCUCUCGCUGCAAGUGUGUAGUUGCAUGUGGUGAUCACUUUGUAAUCCAAUAACAAGCACUACUCUUUGUAAUA
Messenger RNA from Setaria italica (foxtail millet), 942 nucleotides. RefSeq lists its product as uncharacterized. The transcript has 2 exons. The record is from RefSeq and is a predicted model, not a curated record. NCBI's taxonomy places the organism in Eukaryota, Viridiplantae, Streptophyta, Magnoliopsida, Poales, Poaceae. Bases 201 to 557 code for a protein of 118 amino acids. Gene Ontology annotation, cellular component: chloroplast thylakoid membrane.